AAGAAAGCCAUCGAAACCAUUGACAAGAAUAUUGUGAGGAAUGGCGUCACCGAUAGAGUUGUGUCCAAUCAAUCGGACGCCGCACUAUUUAUGGUGAAGAAUCGUAAUAUGAAGGAUAGGUUUUCGAUCAUCGAUCUCGACCCCUAUGGAAGCCCUUCUCCUUUCUUGGAUUCGGCGGUACAGUCGCUGGCAGAGGGAGGAAUGCUUAUGAUUACGUGCACUGAUAUGGCUGUUCUCUGCGGUAAUCACAGUGAGGUCUGUCACGCAAAAUAUGGCUCAAUUCCACUCCGAUCUAAAUCGUGUCACGAAAUGGCUUUGCGUAUAAUUAUCCGAAGCGUUGAAUCCCACGCCAAUAGAUAUGGCAGAUAUAUUGUGCCAUUGGUUUCAUUGAGCGUCGAUUUCUACGUCAGAAUAUUCUUACAAAUCUAUACCUCUCCUCACGAAGUGAAGAGAAGCGCCAGUAAACUAUCGUAUGUCUAUCAGUGCACAGGAUGUGAAUCCAUUGAAUUACAACCACUUAUUCAAAACAAAAGGCAUUCAGAAGAUAAUGCCUAUAACUUUAGCCCAACGGCACCCAAAGUUGGCCGAAAUUGCGAGCAUUGCGGACACACGUAUCAAAUGGGAGGUCCGAUUUGGUCGGCGCCCAUACAUUCCUCACAAUUCAUUAGUCAAUUGCAGAAACAAUUAUCCGAUUUUAAUGAACAAUCAUUUGUGACACACAAACGAAUGCAUGGAAUGCUUCAGGUGUUGAGCGAAGAGCUGAUCGAU
Molecule: messenger RNA, 768 nt
Organism: Medioppia subpectinata
Lineage: Eukaryota; Metazoa; Arthropoda; Arachnida; Sarcoptiformes; Oppiidae
Source: the annotation of a GenBank genome assembly